Odocoileus virginianus texanus is the source of this 2891-nucleotide messenger RNA. It is a transcript of the gene CFAP184, whose product is annotated as cilia and flagella associated protein 184. NCBI's taxonomy places the organism in Eukaryota, Metazoa, Chordata, Mammalia, Artiodactyla, Cervidae. Gene Ontology annotation, cellular component: axoneme; ciliary basal body. The record is from RefSeq and is a predicted model, not a curated record. Gene Ontology annotation, biological process: cilium assembly.
GCCCCUGGAAACCGAACAGCCAGCAGCUCCCCGCGGGAGGGUCUACGGCGCUGACCCGAAGGGAGGGAGAUGGACGACCACCCUGGGGACCCCGAGACGGAAGAUGGAGAGGUGGAGAGUCUGGCCUCGCGUCUGUCCGGGGUCAAGGCCAGCUCCGUCCCCCACUCCCCGGUGGAACCCGCGAAGCCGGAGCCAGAGACGAAGACCGUAGAGGCUUCGGAGGAAGGCGCCGCCGCGCCGAAGCCGGCCAAAUCCAAGGAAGGGCUGGCGGUCACCGAAGCUGCUGACGAGGAGGGGCCCGGAGAGCUUGAGAGCCCGGCCGAGGCCCAGGAGGAAGCCGAGCCAGGGGAGCCUCGGGAGGCCGGGCCUGGGGAGCCAGCCGAGCCGGAGCCCGAGGAACCCGAGGAGGACGGGGAGGAGGAGGAGGGCGAAGAGGAGGCGGCGGCGGCGGCGGUGGCGGAGCCCGGGAGGAAGGGAGUCCCGUCGCAGGUCGCUCUGCAGCAGGCCACGGCCGGCAAGGAAGAGGCCGCGGCAGCCCAGGGCACUGCGCGGGAAGACCAGGUAGAGGAGGACGAAGAGAGCGAGGCGAGCGAGGAGGGGUUGGAGUCCCGGGUCCCCCGGAAAGACGAGGACGAGCUGAGAAACCUGGACGAGGGGCUCGCUGUCGAGCCUCACGACUGGAGCGAGGAGGAGCAGAAGCAGCAGGAGCAACAGCUGCGCGCCGAGCUCCUGGAGCAGUACCGCGCCCUGGUGGUGGAGCGCGGCCGCUACCAACGCUACAACAACUACCUGCAGCACAGGAUCUUCGAGGCGCUGCGCAAGAAAAAGGGUGUGGAGGCCGCCGCCGAGGCGCCCGGAGGCGACAGGGGCGCGGAGCCCGAGGCCCCCGAGAAAGAGCAGGCCUACCUCCGCCAUCUGGCCGUCCUGGAGGACCUGCGGAAGCAGGAGGCCGACGACCUCCGCUGGUAUCACCACGAGCUGAACCAGCUGAAGCUGCAGUGCCAAGAGAAGGUCUCCCGGGUGGACAAGGAGUGGCGGCGCUUCCAGGCGCUCAAGAAGCAGGUGGUGAUGCAGGCCAUGGGCAGCUGCCGGAUGAGGGGCGGCCGCCAGGUCGCUCUGCGAGAGGUGGAGCAGAUCCAGGCUCUGGAGGAUAAGAAGGAGAAGGAGAUGAGCGCCGUGAGGCUAGAGAACGUGCAGCUGAAGCAGAGCCUGGUGCAUUUUGAAACCAGGAUGAGGACCCAGGAGGACCUGACUGAGGGCCUGCUCCUGAUAGACUUUGAACAGCUCAAGAUCGAGAACCAGACCUUCAAUGAAAAGGUCGAGGAGCGGGACGAGGAGCUCCUGAAACUGCGCCACAAGGUGACCAACAACGUGCAGAUAAUAACUCACGUGAAGGAAAAGUUACACUUUGUGGACAUAGAAAACAUGUGUAAAAAGGCAGAGCUCAUGGAGAUUGAGGCUCAGGUGGCCCAGAAGAGGGACAUCUUGACCAAGACUAAGCAAGCCCGAGAUGGCCUGCGGCUUGACAACAUCAGGCUGAAUCAGAAGUGUGGGCUUCUAGGCAAGGAAUCCCUCCUCCGGGACAUGGAAGAGAAGGUGGACAGGACAGAGGUGCUCAACCAGCGCCUGGCGAGCCUGAAGCACCACCACGCCGGGCUUGUUCUGUCCUGCAGAGGCGUGAAGCAGAAGAUCAGGGAGGCCAAGGCCUUUCUGCCCUCCUGACUCAACUGAUGGGCAACUUCAGUCUCAGCUCACUCCAUCCUUCACUAACUGCUGUUCUCUCUUUGUCGCCACUCUCAAAAAGGCCCCUGAUGACUAGGAUGAAGUUGUGUUUUAUAUUCUUAAUUGAUCAGCUUCCAAAUUAAUGCUGAGCACAGAAUUGAGUUAAAUAUAGAGAAAAUAGUAAAACAGGUGCAGGGAAACAAACAGGGAUGGCUUAAUGUACCCGACUUCUCAUAAAAAGCUGUCACAGACCUUUUUCUCUCUGAGAAAUUCCAUAAUUUCAGUGUCCUGACACUGAGGAGAACUGAUCCUCCUCUAUGUUCAAGAGUGUUCAACAAACGGGCAGAGUGCCCAACAAAUUCCUGUGCACCAAGCACAUGAGUAAAUCCUCUUUGAAUGGAUUGAACUGUGUGGUCCUGAAUCGCUUGUUUCAGUUCAAACCUCACUAAUUCCCUUAAAACUGUUUUGCAUGUAAACAGCGCUAGCUUCUGGGGUAAUCAACACCCAGGAAAAGAGGGAUGAGAAACAGGGAGAAGAGCCUUGUCCAAUGAAAGGAGGCUCAGUCAGUCUAACUGUGAAUGUCUGUUUCUGGCUCAAGGACAGUCUUCAAUGCUAGUGACACAUUUUCUUGGGCCCACUAAAGAAAUGCAUUGAUCUGUACCAAAAAUGAAAUUUUGUUUUCCAGUGAAGACAAAAUGGUGACUGUAUUGUUUGGCAGGUGCAAAAUAUACAGAGUGGUGUGACUGCUGAGUGUCCACAAGCCUUUCCUUUUCACCAAGAUAUUUUCAGAUCUUAGACCAUCACUAAGCACAUGAUUUUUUACUGUGUCAAAUAUUAACAUGAAGAAACCCCUGACAGGUCUAUCCCCUUAACCUGAAAUCAGCGAUGGCUGUUUUAAGGUCUCUUUGAUGCUUUGGGAGUCAGGGGCUUUAUUUCUUCAUAGUCUUAGCUUGAAUUUUGAGAUGUGUGCAGAUUUGGGAUUAAGAGUAUUCUUCCACCCCUAAAUUUAAGAAGGAUCAUAAGAAGGGUGAUCUCUUCUUCGGUGCUAAAUACCUUUAGAAAACCCCACUGUAGGCAGAUGGCUCGGUUGUGAGACUAUCACGAUAACUUUUGUCUUUUGAUGACAUUUUGUUUUUUAAAGCCAAUAAAGACUGAUUAAAAUUCCCUAA